AUGCAGCCCAUCGCUCCAGCUCCACUGCGCCCAGUUACCUCCAACCCUUCCUCUACCCCUAACGCCUCGGUCCCUCGGCUUCGCAAGGCAUCAACAGCAUGCCGGGAGUGCAAACGAACUAAGGCGCGGUGUCAAAUUAGAGAAGGCGCCUCCCUGUGUGACCGGUGUACCGAACGUCGCCUUUCGUGUGUAUUCGACUUGGAAGAAGACAAGCGGCGGAAGCUGGCGGACAAACGGAAGAUUGUAAAGCUGGAGGAAGAGCGUGAUGACUUGCUGCAGCUAGUCAAGACACUGCAAAAUAGCUCUGACUCCAAGGCUAUGCAAGUUUUCAACCUCAUGCGAAGUAAGGCUCCACUCAGCGAAGUCAAACUUCACAUAGAUAACGACAUUUCGGAGCUUGAUCGAGAAACCACGCCGACCUUGGCUGGAAUCGACAAUCAGACGCCGAUGCUGGGAAAUGAGAGAAAACAAACGUCCUCGCAUCGAGCGCCGAAUAUCCAGCAUCUCGUAGAUAUACCCAUCUAUCGUAUUUCAGCGGCCCCGUGGACCUCGGUCACUGAAAGUGACGAUUUUCUCUUUCUUCGUGACGCUGUGGCAGGAAAGACGAAUUCGCAAUUUUGUUCUCCAUUCCUUGUGAACUGCAUUCUGGCCGAGGCAUGCUAUCACUCCGACUAUCCGGAGGCUUAUGCUGACCCGAGUAAUCCAAAUUCGAAAGGCGUCCAUUUUUACGAGGAAGCGCGGAAGCUCUACGAGAAGAUAGAGGGUCGGCUUGACAUGCCAUCCAUCCAAGGCUGCGGGGUGCUGUUCGUGUGUAUGGCGGCUAUGGGAAAAGAUCGCAUGGGCUGGUGGUAUCUCGGUCAAGUUCGCAGCAUAGUUGAGGAAUGCGUUAAGAAGCAUCUUGACUCGCCGUCCACGACCCCUACCAGGGAAAGUCGCGCAAUUGACAAUACCAUCUGGGGCAUCUACAAUCUUACAGCAACGGCAUCAAUCUCGCUCAUGAAGCAUAUGGCCAAUGAUCAUUCCCAGGAAGAUAUCUGGGCCGCGUACCCCCGGCAAAUGGAUCCAGUUCAAUCCCACAUCCCUUGCGUGCUGAACAGGUUCACUGCGCUAAGUGAGAUCAACGUGGAUGCGAAUCGACUCGUGUUCGCGAGCGGCCUCAAGUCACCGCGCGAUGAACUGGAAAGGGCCCUGAAAGAUAUCCAGAAACGGCUAGACGACUGGAAGAGCAAACUUCCUACAUGCCUAACCCCCGACAACCCCACUGUUCCUCAAUCGUUGAGUUUGCAGUAA
This is a messenger RNA of Aspergillus piperis CBS 112811, 1290 nucleotides long. Its product is annotated as C6 transcription factor. The coding region runs from base 1 to 1290 and encodes 429 amino acids. The transcript is spliced from 6 exons. NCBI's taxonomy places the organism in Eukaryota, Fungi, Ascomycota, Eurotiomycetes, Eurotiales, Aspergillaceae. Gene Ontology annotation, molecular function: zinc ion binding; DNA binding; DNA-binding transcription factor activity, RNA polymerase II-specific. Gene Ontology annotation, biological process: DNA-templated transcription; regulation of DNA-templated transcription. The record is from RefSeq and is a predicted model, not a curated record.